Molecule: messenger RNA, 423 nt
Organism: Aspergillus oryzae RIB40
Lineage: Eukaryota; Fungi; Ascomycota; Eurotiomycetes; Eurotiales; Aspergillaceae
Product: putative beta-ketoacyl synthase (Cem1)
Exons: 3
Coding region: 1-423 (140 amino acids)
Biological process (GO): fatty acid biosynthetic process
Molecular function (GO): 3-oxoacyl-[acyl-carrier-protein] synthase activity
Source: RefSeq, a predicted model, not a curated record
AUGAAAUAUACGACACCGUCGUGGCAUAUGAAAAAGGAAAAGGUGUCUCCUUUAUUUGUCCCGAAGCUCCUCAUCAAUCUCGGCGCUGGCCAUAUCUCCAUGAAAUAUGGAUUGAUGGGUCCAAACCAUGCAGCUACAACCGCAUGCACUACUGGGGCACAUUCCAUUGGUGAUGCUGCUCGCUUUAUCGCAUGUGGUGAUGCGAACGUGAUGUUAGCUGGCGGUGCUGAAUCUUGCAUCCAUCCGCUAGCUGUUGGAGGCUUUGCCCGGGCGCGGAGCCUUGCAACGAGCUAUAAUAAUGCUCCUGAGAAGGCGUCUAGACCUUUCGAUGCGGAUCGCGAAGGGUUCGUAGUCGGCGAGGGCGCCGCAAUAGUUAUUCUAGAGGUGCUUGUCGUCACACCCUACACUGAUUCACGGCACUAA